AUGGCGGCAAAGACGGCGGACAAGCUUUCUAAGCUCGCGCUGAACGGCAACGCCACCAAGUCAAACCCUCAAGUGAACGGCACAAACGGUGUCAACGGUCACCUCUCAGAUCAGGAUGACUCGGACGAUGACAAGGACGACGAUCCGGCAGCGGCAACCGCCACUGGUGGUGCUGACGGGACAGCCGCAAGUGGUGCCGCUAAAAAGAAGAAGAAGAAGAAGCCAAAGAAGAAGAAGGCUGCAGCUGGCGGUGCAGGCGGUGCCAAAGUCCAAUCCGACCCACCUCGAGUCCCAGUUAGCCAACUCUUCCCAAACAAUGUCUACCCUGUGGGUGAAGAGGUUGAAUAUCUCAACGACAACGCAUACCGAACAACAAACGAAGAGAAGAGACACCUCGAUCGCAUGAACAAUGAUUUCCUGCAAGAAUAUCGUCAGGGUGCUGAGGCUCACCGUCAAGUCCGCAAAUGGUGCCACGCUCAUAUCAAGCCUGGAAUGAGUUUGACGGAGAUUGCAGAGGGUAUUGAAGAUAGCACUCGUGCUCUCACUGGUCAUUGGGGUUUGGAGGAAGGAGAUAACAUCAAAGGUGGAGUGGGGUUCCCCACUGGUCUCAGUAUCAACCACAUUGCGGCCCAUUACACACCGAAUGCUGGAAACAAAUGGAUCUUGGGCGAAAAGGACGUGCUAAAGGUCGACUAUGGCGUCCAUGUCAAUGGCCGUAUCGUGGACUCGGCCUUCACAUUGGCGUGGGACUCAAAAUACGAUAAUCUCCUCGCAGCCGUCAAGGAUGCUACAAACACCGGCAUUCGCGAGGCAGGAAUCGACGUCCGUGUCUGUGACAUUGGCGCUGCCAUCCAAGAGACCAUGGAAUCUUACGAAGUUGAACUCGACGGCAAAACAUAUCCCGUCAAAGCAAUUCGAAAUCUGAACGGGCAUGACAUCAUUCAACACAGUAUCCACGGCGGCAAGUCCGUCCCAAUUGUUAAGGGCGGAGAUCAAACCAAGAUGGAAGAAGGAGAAAUCUUCGCCAUCGAAACGUUCGGCAGCACUGGUCGUGGCUAUGUGAAUGAAGACCUUGAGUGCUCACACUACGCCAUGCGCUCUGAUGCCCCUAAUGUAGCGCUGAGAGUGCAAUCUGCUCGAUCUCUUUUGAAUGUCAUCAAGAAGAAUUUCGGAACAAUUCCAUUCUGCCGCCGAUACCUUGAUCGACUUGGUCAGGAGAAAUACUUGCUCGGAUUGAACAACUUGGUCAGCUCGGGGAUUGUGGAGGCAUACCCACCUCUGGUCGAUACCAAGGGUAGUUACACCGCACAGUUCGAGCAUACCAUACUGCUUCGUCCUACUGUCAAGGAGGUCAUUAGUAGGGGUGAUGACUAUUAG
Exophiala bonariae is the source of this 1377-nucleotide messenger RNA. RefSeq lists its product as uncharacterized. Gene Ontology annotation, biological process: proteolysis. Gene Ontology annotation, cellular component: cytoplasm. The transcript has a single exon. Lineage: Eukaryota; Fungi; Ascomycota; Eurotiomycetes; Chaetothyriales; Herpotrichiellaceae. The coding region runs from base 1 to 1377 and encodes 458 amino acids. Gene Ontology annotation, molecular function: metalloaminopeptidase activity. The record is from RefSeq and is a predicted model, not a curated record.